Stylonychia lemnae is the source of this 678-nucleotide messenger RNA. The record is from the annotation of a GenBank genome assembly. Lineage: Eukaryota; Ciliophora; Spirotrichea; Sporadotrichida; Oxytrichidae.
AUGUUUGGAUCACAUUCUCACAAAACUCAGGCAGUGGGCGGAUAAAACUCAUAAAAUAGUAAUUUCUCCAACUAGCCAAUGUUACAAAUAAAUUAAGAAACCAAUAGUCAGUCUUUCGGUUAACUAUCAGCAAUUCAUGAUUAAAAUAUUCAACAAAUAUAAGACGGACUAUUACUUUCAAUCGAGCUGAACCAUAUAUUUUCUAGCGAGCCUUCUUAAUAGAAUAUGCCCUAAAAUAGUAUAAAUGCUGGCUCAAUUUAUGGAUAUAGCGCCAGUGAAAAAAUUUCAGAGUUUAAAAAUAAGCUUUUGUCUACUUCCACUACUUUUGAAAACAAGCACAAAUGCCCAGUAUUCAUAAAAAAAGAUCCGUAAACUAUAGAUGACUAGCAAUAUUAAACUUUUGAAAAUUUGAUUAGUGCAUAAAUUGCAGGUAAAAAGAAUUAAUCUGAAGAUAAGAGUCAUCCAUUAAGAAUCACUAAGUCUAAUGGCAUUUAAAAAGGCAAUCUUCAUAUUGAGCAAGUAGACCCAAUGACAGCGGCAGGAUAAAUUACGAGUUAAUAGAAGUUAUAAAAUUUGGAAGUGUUUAACGAUAGCUACAGAUCAUCUCUCAAAAAUAAUUCAAAAGCCAAGCCUGCAACUGAUUAUACUUUAAAUGGCUCAAGACCUUAAAAUAAAUGA